GGGAAGCCCGACUCCAUCUGGGCAGAUGGUACCAUACGCUGGGCCCCAAGCAAGUAUGCCACCACCAAGCUAUCCCGCAGCACAAGCUCAACCCAUGGCGCCACCUCUGUCGCCCACGCCGAGUUCACAAGGUAGUGUGGCAGGUGGAGGUAAUCAAGGCCAGGGCAAUCAGGGGAAUGGAGGAAGAGGCGGCGGAAGAGGACGUGGAAGGAAUGGCGGUGGCCGAGGGGGUCAAUGGGAUAACCAAGGCUACCAGGGCCAGGGAAAUCAAGGGAGCCAGGGAAGCGGGAGGUCCUGUUUUGAUUGGAGAACCGCUAUAUGCCAACAUUGUGACAAACAAGGCCAUACUAUACGGUUCUGCAAUACUAGGCGGGAAGAUGAAAAAGCCGGACUGAUCUAUUCCAAUAUGGAUGGUGAUAUAUACGAUCAGUUCGGAGAAUAUAUUGACCGGAAGGUUCCAGGGGGAGUAAGAGCGGAGGCUCGGAAAAGAAUAGCUACGCGGCAGGCUCCACCUGCCAGGCUCAGGUUGUGGCAGGAAAAGGAUGACCCACCAAUUAGGGUGGAAGAAGUGGAAAGUGGUGAAGAGGUGACUCGGACGCUACACGCAGGAGUUAUAAAGGAAGAGCCCAUAGUUGUUGAUUCAGAGGAAGAAAAUGAGAAUGACAAGGUGGGCCCAACAUCAAUCCUUCUAGGGAAGAUGGAGGAUCUGUGGGGAAAGAUGGGGAGGUACCAGCAGAAGUUGGUAGACAUUUGCGAAGAAGUAAAGGGUUGGAGGGUUGGUAUUCCCAAAGUCUUUCUUCAUGAGUCUGGCCCAGAAUCGAUGCCAAAGCGACCCGGAGUAGCUACCGUGGGACUAGGCUCGCAGUCUGGAAUGAUGGUUAAACCCCCUACGGCGCAAGGAAGGAUGGCACAGGCGGCUCGUACCAGAGGCCAAGCUAAGGUCAGUGCAAGCCAGGGACCUUCGCGAAAAGAGCCAGAGUUAGAAAAGAGAAAGGAGGCCGUAGAGGUGGAAGAUGAGGAGGAGGAGGACGAGCAGGAUGAAAGGCUGCGCCAAGAAGAGGACCAGAGAGCAGAGCAAAGGGCCAAGAAGAGAGGAGCCCAGGGAGAAGCCGAACGAGUUUUGUGCGAUGCGGCGCCGAGGAAAAAGAAGUAUGUGGUCCGAAAGGAGAAGGCAGUAGAGACUACGCCCCCAGUUGAUGGGUUCCUGGAUCAAGAGGAAGACAUCCCUCUUCACAUAAAUGAAUGGUCUUUGCGAGUGCCGAAUUGCGUUGGCCAUCCCAUCUGGAUUGCACCCAGGGGGUAUGAACAGAAGGCAGAGCUUGUGCUCAAGCCUUUUGAAGAAAAAGACGCAUGGGGCGACAGAGAUGCCCAAUGGAUGAUGAAGUUGGCACUAGCGGGCAUGCAUAGUCUGGUGGAGGAGGUGAUAACGAUAGAGGAAGGGCAAGACCAGGUAGAGAAGCAUGAGGAAUUGAUGGGAGGGAUGUACCUCCUCGUCAAUACACUUCUGCAGGGAAACUUUGAUCAAAUAAGCUCACUGAAUCCAGCUGAGAAUGAAGAUGUGGUGCCAGAAAGCAAAGAUGACGAGUUCGAAGAAGGGGAGAUCAAAGAGGCAUUCCGAGCAGAGGAGUAUGAUGAAAUUUACCUAGAGUCUGACUUUGCAAAGACAGCCAUGCCAAGAGGAGGGAGCGGGACGAGGCCGCCACGGAGGCCAUUCGGAGUAUCGGAAGGUCAUGAGCGGCAUAUGUCUCGCCAUUGGGAGCACACUCCCGUAUACGAUGACGGGGAUAUAGAGCUCUUUGUGGACGACUUCCGAGGAUAUGCGGAACAUAUGAGAUGGACAGUGACGCAAAUGAUUGAGAGGCUGAGAGGAGCUGGUAGGUUUGAGGAGCCCAUCACACGGAUCCGUAGGGAGGCGAUGACCUGGCCAGAGGUGGAGAUGAAGAUGCAGGAGCUACGACCGUCACCUGUGGGGCCUGAUGGCAGACCGAUCCAUCUGGAGAUUGGGAAUGUGGAGGACUUCAUCCCCGCCUUCGAGCAGUUCACGCACGAUCAACGCAUAUUGAGGGAUGAAGAGGCCAUGUCAUCGCGAGGAGGACGGAAGGCGCUCGCUAGGCGAGAGGAGGAGUCAAUACCUAUGGAGAAGGAGCAAGGGGCAUAUCCCGAGUGUGGGAGAAGCCCAGUGUUUUUCCAGCGCUUUACUGGAGCGAAGUUGAGCGGGUCUCCCCAGCACGCGAGAGAGGAGGUGGCGCCAUCCGGAGGAUCAUUGCAGGAACUGGAGGCGCACCUAGAUAUUUCACAGUGGAGAGAGCCGCUGACUAGUGAAGGGCGUGGUGAGCCAGCAGAGGAGGUACCACGAGAGGAAGUCCAUGAGCCUGAGCGAGAGACGAGGCAGAGUGCCGAGAGAGGGCGUGUUAUGGAGGAGGUGAUAGAGGUUGAGGAGGACACUCCUCCUCAGUUGCAUGCUGCAAAGUUGGGACCAGAGAUCUUACCAAAGAUCGCCCGCGAGGAGGAGGAGGAGCCUCGACUGGAGGAGAUUCUAUCCCCUCCGCCAAAGGCAAUUCUGCCGCCAGGGGUGAGGAUGGAGAUGGAGCAAGAAAGGACUGGCUGGAGAGUUCUUUGGCCAGCAUGGCAAGGGGUUGGCGCUCCAGAGAGGGCAGGACUCGGGACAUCGAGGAUGGCGGAUGAGUACCUGGAUCGUAAGAUCCGCUUCCUGGCCAAGACAUCUUUCAAUAGGUACCUGAUGUUGGAAGAUGAUCUGGCCGAAAAGAAGAUAAAGGAAGCGAGCCAUGAAGUGCGUCUAGAUGCGGUUGAGGCGGAGGUCCGCCAGCUCAGAGCAUUGGUGGCUAGUCAAGCUGCCAUCAUCCAGGAUUUGAGGCGGCAACCUCGAGACGAGGCUGACAGGACAGAGAGAGAGGAGUCUGCCGAAGUAGUGGACAGGGCAGUGAGUAGUCGACAUGGCACUCAGAAAGAGUCAGUACUGGGCUUAUCCAUGCAGCCACCUGCAGUUGGACUCCCGCAGGAGCCGCCCACGGGAAACGUCAUCCUGGAGUCUGAGGAGGCAAAGGCAAAGAGGGAGGCAGAGAAAGAGGCCUUUGAGUUCAGGGUGCCUACUGAACUCGCCACGUUGCCAACAACAGUUGUGGAGCCCAUGACAGUGGCUAUGCCAUUAUCAAUCGAGGGGGGGAAGCAAACAGCUAGCAGCGAGUCGAUUCAGGGUUCAGGGGAGGGGUUUAUGGAUGUGCUUCGUGAGGCGGUUGAUACUAUGCAGGAAGAGGCAAGUCUGUUUUCGCCUGAGCAAAGGGUGGAGGAGCCUGAUUGCGAUGGAGGGCGUCAUCGAGGGCAGGCCACAGAGGUUGGAUACACCUGAGUAUAGGCCAGAGGGGGUUGGAAUAUGAAGAGAGUUAUGUACUCAGGAGUUAGAGGCGAGACAUG
Molecule: messenger RNA, 3432 nt
Organism: Chara braunii
Lineage: Eukaryota; Viridiplantae; Streptophyta; Charophyceae; Charales; Characeae
Source: the annotation of a GenBank genome assembly